Messenger RNA from Artibeus jamaicensis (Jamaican fruit-eating bat), 3880 nucleotides. It is a transcript of the gene ANKRD24, whose product is annotated as ankyrin repeat domain 24. Gene Ontology annotation, molecular function: actin binding. The coding region runs from base 75 to 3398 and encodes 1107 amino acids. The record is from RefSeq and is a predicted model, not a curated record. Lineage: Eukaryota; Metazoa; Chordata; Mammalia; Chiroptera; Phyllostomidae. The transcript has 21 exons.
CACCACUAUCAGGUCUGACCACCGAGCUCUGUCAGUGCCUGUCCCUCCCUCCUGCCCCUCCGGCCACCGACGCCAUGAAGCAGCUGUGUCUGUGCUCCGCCAACUCCUCUGCGCUGCGGCUCAGCCCCGCCGACCUCGGCUCCUGCCCACCCUGUGGUCCCUGCCCCAUCCCGAAGCCGGCAGCCAGAGUCAGGCGCCAGAGCCAGGACUGGGGCAAAAGUGAUGAGAGGCUGCUGCAGGCUGUGGAGAACAAUGAUGCCGCGCGAGUGGCCUCCCUCAUCGUCCGCAAGGGUCUGGUGCCUACGAAGCUGGACCCCGAGGGCAAGUCUGCGUUCCACCUGGCAGCUAUGAGGGGUGCAGCCAGCUGUAUGGAGGUGAUGCUGGCACACGGCGCCAACGUCAUGAGCACGGAUGGGGCAGGUUACAAUGCCCUCCACCUGGCUGCCAAGUAUGGGCACCCGCAGUGCUUGAAGCAACUGCUACAGGCAUCUUGCGUGGUGGAUAUUGUGGAUAGCAGUGGGUGGACAGCUCUGCAUCAUGCAGCGGCUGGUGGCUGCAUCUCUUCCUCAGAAAUGCUCUGCUCCUUCAAGGCACAUCUGAAUCCCCGAGACCGGUUGGGUACAACGCCCCUCCUCAUAGCAGCUCAGAUGUGUCACACAGAUCUGUGCCGCCUGCUCCUGCAGCACGGGGCUGCCGUGAAUGACCAGGACCUGCAGGGCAGGACGGCCCUCAUGCUGGCCUGUGAGGGGGCCAGCCCUGAAACAGUGGAGGUGCUGCUGCAGGGAGGGGCUCAGCCGGGCAUCACGGACACACUGGGCCAGGACGCUACUCACUACGGCACCCUGGCAGGGGACAAACUUAUUCUGCACCUCCUGCAGGAAGCGGCCCAGCGCCCCUCACCACCCAGCGAGGAUGACUCAGGCGAGGCCUCAUCUCAGAACUCCGUGUCCAGCCACGAGAAGCGAGGGGCUCCCAAGAAGCGGAAGGCGCCUCAGCCUCCUGCCAGCAUCCCUGUGCCGGAUGAUCGCGAGGCCUACGAGGAGAUCGUGAGGCUGCGGCAGGAGAGGGGCCGCCUGCUUCAGAAGAUCCGGGGCCUGGAGCAGCACCAGGAACGGAGGAAGCAGGAGCUGCCAGAGGCGGAGGCCAGCUCCCUUCACAGCCUGGAGAGACAGGUGCAAGAGCUACAGCAGCUGCUGGCAGAGAAGCAAGAGGAGAAGGAGAGUUUGGGAAGGGAGGUGGAAAGUUUGCAGAGUCGGCUGUCCCUGCUGGAGAAUGAGCGGGAGAACACCAGCUAUGAUGUGGCCACCCUGCAGGAUGAGGAGGGUGAGCUGUCCGACUUGCCAGGGGCCCAGACGCUGCUCUCCAAGCAGCUAAGCGCGUCAGCCCAGGAGCUCUUGGCCUCGCUGCAGGAACAGGUGGAUGCCCUCACCAGACAGAACCAGGAGCUUAUGGAGAAGGUUCAGAUCCUGGAGAGCUUUGAGAAGGAUGAAAUGGAGGCAAAUGGUUCAGCCGAGGUCGUCCCCCUGGCCCUCUAUGACUCCCUGCGGGCUGAGUUUGACCAGCUGCGCAGGCAGCACGCCAAGGCUGUGCGGGAAUUGGAGCAGCGGGAAGUACAAGGGACCCCUAGAGAAGAGAAGGUGGCCCCUGGGGAGUGCAAGGGCACAGGAGCCAAGACCACCCGAAAUGGGCCAACAGAAAUGGAGCUUGAUGGCUCUGUGGCUCCAGAAAACAAAGUUAAUGGAUCUGAGACCACAGAUGAGGAGGCUGCAGGAGUUGAAACCACAGGAGCCAGGACUUUGGAAGCAGCAUCUAUAGGGACUGAGGCCAUGGAAACAAAACCUAUGGACACUCAGGCCGUGGAAACAGAGGGUGCAGGAGCCACAGCCCUGGGUACCGAGGCCACAGGGGCUGAGGUCACAGAAAUGAAAGAUCUAGAAGGAGGAAACCUGGAAACACAGGCCACGGGAGCAGAGGCCACAAAUAGGAAAGCAGAGGAACCAGAAAUCAAGGCCAAUGGAGAGGGCGCUGUGGACGGACAGCUCACAGGCGCAGAGACCGUGGACAUGGAGGCCACCACUCCUAGGGUCCCCACGGGCCCCGUUCUACACCCUGGUGCCGCCGAGGCCUCCGAAAAGCUACAAACUGAGCUGGAGAUGAGGAUUCGUGGCUUGGAGGAGGCCCUCUGGCAGCGGGAAAGGGAGGCGGCCAACGAGCUGGAGGCAGCCCGUGGCAAGUGGGAGGCUACGGAGGCUGAGCGGGUAUGUGAGGCUGAGGGUGGUGGGGCUGGCGGUGGAGGCAGCAGUGACACGGUCCAACUUAGGGCAGCCCUGGAGCAGGCCCGGGAGGAUCUCCGGGACCGGGACUCCCGUCUUCGGGAGCUAGAGGCCACCUCGGCCUGGCUGGAUGAGGCCCGGGCUGGCAGGCUGCUUGCUGAGGAGGAGGCUCGGGGCCUGCGGGCAGAGCUGGCCCAGCGGGAGGAGGUGCGACUGGAGCAAAUCCGGGAGCUGGAAGUGCUGCAGAAGCAGCUGACCACCGCCAAGGCCGCUGAGGAACAGCAGCGGGCAGCAGCUGCCGAGUUGGGCCAGGCUCGGGAUGCAGCCGAGGCCCAGGCUGCUGCGCUGGCCGCUGCUUGUGAGGAGGCUCGGCAAGGCCUGGCGGAGCUGCGAGAGGCCUCAGAGGUGCUCCGCCAGUCCGCUGUGCCAGCCUCGGAGCAUCACCGGCUGCAGGAGGAGGCCCUGGAGCUGAGGGGCCGGGCGGCCAGCCUGGAGCAGGAGGUGGUGGCCACGGGCAAGGAGGCUGCCCGGCUGCGGGCAGAGCUGGAACGGGAACGUGUGGGCAGCGUGGCCCGCUUGGAGCAUGAGCGCAUAGUGGGUACACUGCAGGCCGAAGUGACCCGGCUGGAGGGGCAGCUAGAGGAGCUAGGACGCCGACACGAGAAGACCAGUGCUGAGGUCUUCCAGGUGCAGCGCGAGGCACUAUUCAUGAAGAGUGAACGGCAUGCGGCCGAGGCCCAGCUAGCUACGGCAGAGCAGCAGCUACGGGGACUGCGCACCGAGGCUGAGAAAGCGCGCCAGGCCCAGAGCCGUGCCCAGGAGGCCUUGGACAGGGCCAAAGAGAAGGACAAGAAGAUCACAGAGCUCUCCAAGGAGGUCUUCAGUCUUAAAGAAGCGCUGAAGGGCCAGCCAGCAGCCCCAGGCAGCCCCGAGGUGGAGGCCCUCCGUGGGCAGGUGAAGGCUCUCCAGGGGCAGCUGGAGGAAGCUGCCAGGGACCACAGCGCGGUGGUGGCCUUGUAUAGGAGCCACCUCCUGUACGCCAUUCAGGGCCAGAUGGACGAAGAUGUGCAACGGAUUCUGAGCCAGAUCCUACAGAUGCAGAGGCUCCAGGCUCAGGGGCGCUAAGCCUCGGAACACUGACCCCUGCCGCCAGGCUCUGCAUGGGGCACACUGGGGCUCAGGCACUGAUCUUCUGAACUCGGAGAUGCGAUCCGUCCGCCUGGCCCUCCCGACUGUCCCUGGCUGGCUGUUUAUCACUCAGGCCCUAACCAUGCCCACCCCUCGUCAGAGAAUCUGUGAGUCCCCUCACUCCUGUCACCAGAUGCCACCCCAGGAAUAAAACUCAUGGAGCAGAGAAAAGUGUGUGGCCUGAUUGCUGGGCUCCCACUGCAAGGAGGGGAGGGAGUGGCUCAGAGUAGAUCUUAAAGAUCAGGGCAAGGAGAAUGAGCACAGCCCUCCCACACCAAAAUCUCGGUCCCCAAGAUGAACACGGUGCUGAUGCAACAUUUGAAAAAGGCACAAUGGCUGCUAAAAAGUUCACAAUGAACAAAACAUCCAUGUGUUAAGUGAAGGAGCCAAGCCUGCGCUUACCUCACUUUCCUUACCCU